Messenger RNA from Mercenaria mercenaria, 774 nucleotides. RefSeq names its product acetylcholine receptor subunit alpha-like. Gene Ontology annotation, cellular component: membrane. Lineage: Eukaryota; Metazoa; Mollusca; Bivalvia; Venerida; Veneridae. The transcript is spliced from 3 exons. The record is from RefSeq and is a predicted model, not a curated record. Gene Ontology annotation, biological process: monoatomic ion transmembrane transport. Gene Ontology annotation, molecular function: extracellular ligand-gated monoatomic ion channel activity; transmembrane signaling receptor activity. The coding region runs from base 1 to 774 and encodes 257 amino acids.
AUGUCAACGCUAGACCAUUCUAAACAAGUUGUUAUAACAAAUGGACUUGAAUUAAGAAAAAUACAAGAGUUAGAUGAAAUUGGGCAGUCAUUCAAAAUAACCGUUAAUGUACAGCUUUUUUGGAAAGAUGAAUUUCUUACAUGGAACGCGAAGGAAUAUCACGGACUAUCGAGUAUUGUGUUUCCGUAUAGAAAAAAUAUUUGGAUUCCAGACUUACUGAUUUACAAUGCUUUAAAGAAACCUGGAGAUUUUGGGAUGAUAGACGCAUUCAUACGUUUUUAUAGUAAUGGACAAGUCUUUGUUUGGACGCAAGUUAACAUAGAUACAUACUGCGAAAUUAAAACAAAGAAAUACCCGUAUGAUGAACAGAGAAGUGGCAUUAUGUUUGCUAAAUUUGUGAGUUCAGACAAAAUCGUCACAGUUCAACCACGAACAAGCGGAGUUGAUCUGAGUUUCUAUGUUAAAGUAGCGGAAUGGGAAAUUCGAGACUAUAAUGCGACGACAAAUGUUAUUAUGUGUAAAGCAACCAAACACGGGACCCCAGUUCUAAGUCUAUUUGGCCAGCCUCGGGAAUCCAACCCGCAACCUCGAGAUUACAGCUUGAAGUCUCGUGCUUUACCUCCUGUGGGUAUACAAAAUACAUUAAAACGUCAUUCGAGACGCUGGCGCGUUGAUGAACGCAAUGCUUUAGGAAGAAGGGGUGUCAUGGUGGCAAUCUUUACAAUCAUUCAUCUAAUCCUCAAAAAGGAAAAGCAAACUGUUGCUGCUCGUUAA